This is a messenger RNA of Chionomys nivalis (European snow vole), 7994 nucleotides long. It is a transcript of the gene Sp4, whose product is annotated as Sp4 transcription factor. Lineage: Eukaryota; Metazoa; Chordata; Mammalia; Rodentia; Cricetidae. The record is from RefSeq and is a predicted model, not a curated record. The coding region runs from base 188 to 2536 and encodes 782 amino acids. The transcript is spliced from 6 exons.
GAGAGAGGAGCUGCUACGCCACAGCCCAGCGGCGGCCAUUCGCGGAAAAAGAGGCAGAGCCUGUGCCAGCUACAGCCUCCUCCGAGCCACCCCGGGCGGGCGGGACCGGCCUCUCCUCCCGCCUCGCCCCCACCCCCACCCACCUCUAUCCCAGUGUCUCUGUGAGGGUUUGUCCUGUUAAUGCGGGAUGAGCGAUCAGAAGAAGGAGGAGGAGGAGGAGGCGGCAGCGACGAUGGCUACAGAAGGAGGGAAAACCUCUGAGCCAGAGAAUAACAAUAAAAAACCCAAAACCUCAGGCUCCCAGGACUCUCAGCCCUCUCCUCUGGCUUUACUGGCAGCUACUUGCAGCAAAAUAGGGACUCCUGGUGAAAAUCAAGCGACCGGACAGCAGCAGAUUAUUAUAGACCCAAGCCAAGGACUGGUCCAACUUCAGAGCCAGCCGCAGCAGCUAGAACUGGUGACAACGCAGCUUGCUGGCAACGCUUGGCAACUUGUUGCCUCCACUCCUCCCACUUCAAAGGAAAAUAACAUUUCUCAAGCAGCUUCUAGUUCAUCUAGUUCUUCCAGCAGUAAUAACGGGAGUUCCUCUCCUACAAAAACUAAAUCAGGUAAUUCUUCUACCCCUAAUCAAUUUCAAGUCAUACAAGUCCAGAAUCCAAGUGGUAGUGUACAGUACCAAGUGAUCCCCCAACUUCAGACGGUGGAAGGUCAGCAAAUUCAAAUCAAUCCAACUAGUAGUUCAUCUCUACAGGAUUUGCAGGGUCAAAUUCAACUCAUUUCUGCAGGUAAUAAUCAAGCUAUCCUCACUGCUGCUAACAGGACAGCCUCUGGUAAUAUUCUUGCUCAGAACCUGGCAAAUCAGACAGUUCCAGUACAAAUUAGACCUGGUGUUUCAAUACCAUUGCAGUUGCAGACCCUGCCUGGUACUCAGGCUCAAGUUGUAACAACCCUACCGAUUAACAUUGGAGGAGUGACUUUAGCUUUGCCCGUGAUAAAUAACGUGACUGCAGGAGGAGGGACUGGACAAGUUGGCCAGCCUACCACCACUACUGAUAGUGGGACUUCCAAUGGGAAUCAGUUAGCUUCUACGCCCACCACCACCACUGCUUCUGCCAGUACUAUGCCUGAAUCGCCCUCUUCCUCGACUGCUUGUACAACCACUGCAUCCACAUCUCUAACUAGCAGUGACACAUUAGUGAGUUCAGCAGAUACUGGCCAGUACGCAAGCACAUCAGCCAGUAGUUCUGAACGCACCAUUGAAGAAUCGCAGACACCUGCUGCUACGGAGUCUGAAGCCCAGAGCUCCAGUCAGCUUCAGCCCAAUGGGAUACAAACUGCCCAGGAUCAGUCCAGUUCUCUUCAGCAGGUGCAGAUUGUGGGCCAGCCAAUCCUGCAGCAGAUCCAGAUCCAGCAGCCUCAGCAGCAGAUCAUUCAAGCGAUUCCGCCACAGUCAUUUCAGCUGCAGUCAGGGCAGACCAUUCAGACCAUCCAGCAGCAGCCUUUGCAGAACGUUCAACUUCAAGCUGUCAACCCGACUCAGGUGCUUAUCAGGGCUCCAACUUUAACACCUUCAGGGCAAAUCAGCUGGCAAACUGUCCAGGUUCAGAAUAUUCAGAGUCUUUCAAAUUUGCAAGUUCAGAAUGCUGGGUUAUCUCAGCAGCUGACCAUCACCCCCGUGUCUUCAAGUGGUGGCACAACUCUUGCUCAGAUUGCUCCUGUGGCUGUUGCUGGUGCCCCAAUAACUCUGAACACUGCCCAGCUUGCGUCAGUGCCUAACCUUCAGACAGUGAGUGUUGCCAACCUGGGUGCUGCGGGCGUUCAAGUUCAGGGAGUUCCAGUAACAAUCACUAGUGUUGCAGGUCAGCAGCAAGGACAGGAUGGAGUGAAAGUCCAGCAAGCUACGAUAGCUCCUGUGACGGUGGCGGUUGGAGGGAUUGCCAAUGCAACGAUAGGUGCUGUUAGUCCUGACCAACUCACACAAGUGCAUUUGCAGCAAGGCCAGUCGACCUCGGAUGCAGAGGUGCAGCCUGGCAAGAGGCUCCGAAGAGUUGCCUGCUCCUGUCCUAAUUGUAGGGAAGGAGAAGGAAGGGGCAGCAGUGAACCAGGAAAGAAGAAGCAGCACGUUUGCCACAUUGAAGGGUGUGGGAAAGUGUAUGGCAAGACCUCUCACCUCCGAGCACAUCUCCGCUGGCACACUGGAGAAAGGCCUUUCAUCUGCAACUGGAUGUUCUGUGGCAAAAGAUUCACAAGGAGCGAUGAGCUUCAGAGGCACAGAAGGACCCACACAGGUGAAAAGAGAUUUGAAUGUCCAGAAUGUUCUAAAAGGUUUAUGCGGAGUGAUCACCUUUCCAAACAUGUGAAAACUCACCAGAAUAAGAAAGGAGGUGGGACAGCUCUUGCCAUUGUUACCUCGGGAGAACUGGACUCGUCUGUCACAGAGGUGCUUGGCUCUCCACGGAUUGUCACAGUUGCAGCCAUUUCUCAAGAUUCCAAUCCAGCAACUCCCAAUGUUUCAACAAACAUGGAAGAAUUCUGAAACGCUAUUUAUAACAGAGACCUCUAGUGCUGCACUUAAGUUUACACACCUUUGAAAUCUGGAAAUGGGCUGGUCAAGUGGAAAUCAGAGUGGGAAAUCGCAUCUGCACCUUGGAAUCUUUACGUAUUCCGGGGAUUUUUGGUUCAACGCAUAAAGUGUUGAAUUUUUAAAAAUAGAAAAAGAAAACCAAUAUACUGGAAACAGAAAAGUAUUUCUUCCAUGUUAUAAGUUGCUGUAGUCUUUGGAAAUACACCACAUAACCUUUAAACAGACCCUCCCUCUAAUGUCCCAGUUGCUGACGUGUCUAAAGAGACACCUUUGCAGGCUGGGCCUUAAUCUGUUUGGAAGGACCUUGUUCAAAGUCUAGUCAGUAAUAAUUGACACACACUUCUUUUACUCUCUAGCACAGAAAACAGAUUGUGAUAUGACAAUAGGGAUAAUACUGUAUUUCUUUAGCUUGGUUUUUGGGAAAAAAAAUCCACUUAAAAUAGUUUUGGCCGUCUUUUCUAACUAUCAAAAGUUCUUCAAAAGUUGAAUUAGGUUACGUUCCAAAAUACCAACCUGAGAUCUAUCUCGGGUUUUUAUCACCACUACAUUAUAGUAGUGUGUAUGCAGACAAUCAGUGAAGCCCAAUUAUUUUCUCCGUUUCGGAGACACAAGAGGACCUUAGAGCUAAAUCUUAUAUUAAAUUUUAGAUUGAAAAUUUAGGAAAAUGCUGGGGGAAAAUUUAUUAGAACAGAAAUCAUGAUAGCUUCAAAAAGGUGAGAGGAAGCAGUUUAACAAGUUUUGAAGUUAGGGUUGACUGUGUGCCUAACCCUGUGUUCAGUAGCAAAAUUUCAUUUUAAAUGCUCAUAUUGGAAAUGUUCGCAUAGAUUACAAAUCUAUGCAAUUUCAUAUUCUGUAAAUAUGAGUUAUGCUGACAAUGUGUAGUAUUCUUUAUGCUUUGACUUAGUAGCCAAAGAAAGAAUUAUCAGACUUUUUUCAGGUCAGCAGAAAUUUAUUUUUAACUACAUUAUAAUUUUGUUUUCCUUUGCUAAAAAUUGGCAAAUCCAAUUUUAUUUCUAGUACUGUGUUAGGCUUGUAAGAAUUUAUAUCACAGUGAUGUCUUUAUGUUGUAUCAAUAACAAAGUUUUCCCUAAAGGUCUAGACAGCUUAGCAAAUAUAUAAUAAAAAUGAUAUUAUGAAGCAAAAAAAAUAUUUUUGGAAAACCAGAAUACUUUUCAGUCAAAUAGCGACUGAAAAUAUAUUUCAUUUUUUUGUGCAAGGGUCUUAGAGAACAGUGUCUUAUUAGGAAAGAUGGCCAAACAUUUCAUAUGAAAACAAUUGGAUUAUUCUACUAGAUUAAACAUUAGUAAGACACUUAAUGUUUUUAGAGCGUGCUUACACAGAAUCAUAACUAUUGAAACUCACCAUUUGGAAACUAAAAUUUUUACCUAAUUCAUUUGUUAUUGGUUUGAAGAUAGGUAUAUGUUUUCUUGUGCAUUCUUUAUUAUUUCAGGAAAAAUACUGCUCAUGAGAACUCUCUUCCGGAAUCAUGAUGUUUGUUGUCUUUUUGAUGAAGGAGAAAUACUGUAAUGAUCACUGUUUACACUAUGUACACUUCAGGCCAGCCCUUUGUAGCGUUAUAUAAAACUGAAGGCCUUUUGUGCUUUCAGUUUGUAUAAAAAAGCUUUGAGAUUAAAGGAAAAAAUUUUUACACUGUGGUUAUAAAUUUCAAGUUUCUUAAAGCUUUUGUAGACUUGUAACAAAGUCUUUAAAUUUGAGUUGAAUUUUGUAAGUUGUUUUGUAUAUUUUAUUUAAUGUACUCUUAACAACUGAUGCAUCUGGCUUUAAAACAUCAGGAUCAGUUUGUUGUUUUGUUUGGUACAGAGGAGCAUUUGGUAGUGUUAAUUUUAAUUUUAUUAUAUAGGAGCUGAAACAUCAAAUAUAUAUUUUAUCUAUCAUGCUACACAAUCAGUGCUAUAAAUUUUUUUAUGCAAAGAGACUUUCUUAAUGUUUUAAUCAUGUUUUCUCCAAGCUAUACUUUUGUUGUUCGCACCAAGUAUGAGCACUCUGCAUCACUAUUCCCCGAGCCAGUUUCGUGCAACUCAUGCUCAUCCGAAGUGCAAGUUAUCCUCACCAACAGUGAGGCCUAUUGUAGAUGAAUCAGACGAAUCUGGACAUCCUUAUGGUAUAUAAAACAAUCAGUCAGCACACACAUUUCACCACUGAAAUUAGAAAUAUUUGGACAGUCUGUUCUGCAUACCAUUCUGAGUCCACCUUUCUGUCGUACAGCAGUCGUAAAUUUCAGUGUCCUUUGACUCCGUGGGAUAUAGCUGUGGUAGGGCACAGAUGUGCAGUAGAGUCUUGUUAACGGCAUUUCACUGCUCAUUCUCUUUGCCACCGGUCUGAAGCUUUUCUUUGUAAAAUUAUCAGUGCAGAGCUCUGUAUUUAUCAUGGUAGAACUCCAGUGUUAGAAUAGUUUUCUCUUACAGUAUACUUUCUUUGGUUAAGUUUGUGUAUGUGUUGCUGAUUACAUUAGAACUUGAUGUUGUCAUUAUUUAUCACACUCAUGAGAGCAGUAAUAAAAGUGUGUAAUCUAGGAGAAAAAGUUAAUUUGUCAAACUUAGAUAAGCAUGAUGUUUAGGUCCUAUUUUUCAAUUUUAUAACUGUUUUAUUGCAACAAUAUUUGUAUUUGAGUCUCCAUUUUAAUGCCUUGUGGUGUUUUUUUAUGCAUGUCACUAAGUUGUCAUCCCACAUAAAUUGAUGUGCAGCAUAGGGUAUUAAAUCUACAUAAUGAUUUUAAAACAGAAAUAGUUGAUGGUAAAAUGUAAAUGUUUUGCAAAAAUUCCUUAUAAAAAGUUUCGUAGUAACAUUUCACUUGUAAAUUUUUUGUAAAAAAGAAAAUGGUUAAAAAAAAAAGAUGAAUACAAAAAAAAAGAAGAACCUGUUUUCCCAUAUCCUAGAAUUUAGACAAUUAUUCUGCCAGCAAAGCCUCUGGGGCUGUAAUUGACAUUUUUACAGUGCUGAUUUGUAUAAAAUUUGUUUUUUGUGGAUUUGGAAAUAAAAUCAUGUACAAGUUGUUGCCUGCAGUAACAAUUGCAAGUAACCUUUUAGAGUCCCCUUGGGUUGAACAUGCUUCAUUUAAUUAUGUAUACCAUAGAGCAGCAAUAAAGUGUUUAAACUAUCAACCUUCUCAUCACAGUGAACACUGAAAAUUUAAAUGCCUCUCACUAGAAAAUGUAUUGGCAACCCUUCCUAAUCCUGGUGUUCAGAUCUGACCAACACUCUUCUCAAUAUACCACCAAAGAACUCCAGCUUAGAUUGCAUGUUAACUUGUGGCCAUUGCUGUAGACAUUUAUGGAAAUUAAAUUUUGAUUUAGAAACACUUCAUUUAAAUAAUUUUAAGCAAUAAAUGUUAGGAAAUAGUAGGAUGAUCUAAAAAUUAGAAAACAAAAUUAAAAUAAUAUUUAAGCCCACAGCAGUAUGUAGAAGUGUAGACCACCUAGAUGUGGGGAGGUCUGUAAAGGAGAACAGAGCUGCUUUUCCUUCUAGCAGACUUUCAUGUUUCACAAAAACCUUACGAAUACACUUCAGUGUGACUUUAGUGGACACAUUUCCAAGUCUAUAUACAGCAGAUCUGCUGGAGAGAACUGCAGGAUGUUAGGCACCAAGGGAAGUGAGCUGCCCACACGGCUCCAGUAGUGUUUGAACGUGGAGUCGGUAGGGUGGUGUCUGUGUGUGUACAUAGCUGGACAGCACAGCCUAAGGGCAUGGCUAUGCUACUACGUACAUGCAGAGCAUGUGUCCUUAACAGUGGUCAAACCAAGGGACAGCUAAAUGUAUGCUCCCCCACCAAAUAACAACUUGGUCAAAAGAUCUCAUGUCGAAAGUAAAGGUACCCAUCUUGACCAGGCUUGUUCAACCAUGCCUGUCCUUUUUCCCUCUGGGUGGUUCUUAGCCCAAAGCUUAACUUCAGUUCCCAAAGAUACACUUGGAAUUGUUUGGCUUGUUUGCUUGUUCCUCUUUUCAUCCCUCCCCUAACUAGUAUGUUUCAGUUUCCUGAAAGAUUAGCAUGUACUCAUCAGGAUGGCCCUGCCUGCAAAGAUGAAACCCAAAACCUGAGACUUUCACUUUGAAGACAGUGAUGGUCUGGUUUCUGAACUAGGAAUGUCAACCGCAUGAACAAGCUGGGAUCAGUCACAAUCAGGCUGCUGACAUGAGACUGGUGUGGAGCAGAAGCCGUGCUCAGAGCGAUAAUGUGGCACCUGUAGUCCACAGCGCUGCUGUUAAAGAUGACCUUGAAGUCAGCAACCUUGUGUUUCGCAUAGCUUACCCUAUCUAAAAGGCCAGGUACUAAUUAAAGGGUACAAUGACUUCAGAUGCCAGGAAGAGAUGUGGAAUUCUUCGUUUUCUUCAGGGAUUGUUGUUUGUGCUGUAAUGUACAUAAUAGGCUCCAUCAGUUUAUAAUUGUAUUGUAAGAAUUUAAAGGCAUUUUCUAAGAUUUUUCUGGUUGGCAUGGCCUUGGGUUCUGCUUCUUUUAGUAGCAGGUGGCAGUGAAAUCAUUUAUUUUUGGAUACCUGAGCACGAUCCCAAAAGGAAAUAGUAGAAGCAGUCCAGGAAAGGAGAGAUGGGAAGGGCCGGAGGAAAGCAUGAAGGGCUGUUACUAAUGGAGUUAUCUCCAUGGUGAUGGCACUUGGAAAAGAAGCCAGAGUUCAGGCUGGAUUAGUGGUUGCUGAUCCAAGUGUUCAGUUACUCCUCCUGCAUCUUGCCCUUCCUUGCACAGUCUUGAUUGAUACUGUCAGUGAGCCCACCAAGCGCCUGGUAAGCAGCAGCAUUUGCAGUCAGUAACCUAGAAGAAGGUACUUCAUUCCUGUUACUGUCCCAAAAUAGCAUAAACUGGAUGCGUUGUGAACAGUAGAAACAGGCCCGCCCGAGGUUCAGUGUCUGUUGUGAGCCAGCCCUGGUUCAUGUGUUGCCUUGACAACCCGAGCCCGAGGGCACUAACACCAUUUCAGGAGUUCACCAUUUUUAAGAUCUUACAACCUCACAGAGGCCACACCUCUACUGUGUUGGGAUCUGGGGAGACAGCCCAUCAAACCCAGCAGGGGGCACUGAGCAGCCAGAGGCUUGGAAUAGGAGCACCACGGUGCAAAGCUAACUCAAAACUGCACAGACAGGAAGGAAACUUCAGCGAGAAUUAUCCAUUUCACCUCCUUUUUUCUCAAGCUGAGCUAGUGUGCGAGACAACAGUCUCUGGAGUGACAUGUCACACUGGGAACAAGACUGAAGUUACUGAAGCAUGUUGAGAUGGUGCCUCCUGGGAGGAGUCAAAGCAGGGCAAGUGAGGAUGCCCAGGUUUCAAGACAGCUGAGAAAGCUCAUCCAGAGAUGGAUUCCACACCACCGAGGGACAGGAUGAGCCUGCACAGAUGCCUGGAGCAACGAUUAUUCUUUGCGCCCUACCUUCCUAGGUGGUU